Messenger RNA from Symbiodinium sp. CCMP2456, 1377 nucleotides. The record is from the annotation of a GenBank genome assembly. NCBI's taxonomy places the organism in Eukaryota, Dinophyceae, Suessiales, Symbiodiniaceae.
AUGGGCAUCAUUCUUGCAUUUCUGCAUUGCCGAAGGCUUGCGGCUUUGAGGCCCGGGGGCUCGGGAUGCCACGGCCAAGCCAUGGCACACACCGGGAUCUUGAAGAGGCUCUUUAGUGAUAAGGGCUACUGUUUUGUCCACAGCGAGUCUGACGAGCGAGAUGUGUUUGUGCACUUCUCCGGGCUGCGCUGGCUCUGCAGGGAAGACAUGACUGAUGGGGCCGAAGUGGCCUUUGACAUCGGGGAAGACCCGCGGAGUGGAAGGACCAAGGCCAUCAACCUUAGGAAGCGCUGGGCCUGGGGGAGCGCCUUGGGCACCGGCGAGCAAAGUUCUGACUGGGUCCCGGGCCACAUCACGGAACCUCGCAGAGCCUCUGCUUCUGCUUGGGAGAGGACACCAGCGGACGGAAGCACGCACGAGUGGAACCGCGGAUGUCUGAGCAGGGCGGUACAGCUGAUGAGGACAAGACCUUUUGUUGGAAAAUCGCUGACUUUGACUUUACGAACUCGUGUUCCUUGCUUGGGUCGCCGACACAAGUCAAGAAGACGAGGACAAGAACGGUACCUUUUGGCAUGGUCUCCAGUUGAUCGAGGAUUCGGGUUUGGGGAGGAGGCCGGAAGACUCAGAGUUCAAGACGCCUCUCAGGAGCUUUUUCGGGCCAACCUGGCGGAACUCCACGGCACGUCCCUUCACAAAGCCCGCCGACAUGUCUUUCACCAGCUGGCUCCAAGAACUCAAGGCACAGGCGUUCCCUUUUUUUGCAGACUUCGAAGGACCAGCGCUCAACUGUCAAAUGUUGUGCUGAUGCCUCUUGCGAUUCGGCUGGUGCCUGCAAUCUCGCUUAAGGAAGCUUUGGCGGAUCGGCACACGGUCGUGAGGAUGGAUGUGGAAUAUGUGGAGGUCUCCGAGCUUCAGCUUCUUUCCAGGCUCCGAAACCGGAAGAACACCCGCUCUUCAUUCUUGAGUAUUCGGCCGGCCUGCUGGCUUUCGCGAGAGUUCUAUGCCCCUGCAAGCUGGCACCUGGAAGCAGAAACGUCACGAAGCAAAAAAUCUGGACACGGGAAAAACUUGGCGGCGAACCUGGACUUCAGCGUCAAGACUUUGCGCAGACAAGGUGGUUGGGGGACAUCCUGGACGUGGUGGUGCAGGUAUGCUUGUUCUUCCACCGUUGGGGGACUGCUUUUCGAUGUCGGCGGAUGGCGAGGUCUCUCGAUGUAUCAUGUCGCCAUGCAGGUGGUUCAGAUUCUGCUCCUUGUGACUACCCUCAGAGACGAGUUGCGCGAGCUUUGCUUCGGCAAGAGGGCUGAGGACGUUGCUUCCGAAGUCGUCGAUGCGACGGCAGAUGCGAAGGAACGCUGCAUGCGGUGCUUGAGGUGA